Messenger RNA from Marchantia polymorpha subsp. ruderalis, 630 nucleotides. NCBI's taxonomy places the organism in Eukaryota, Viridiplantae, Streptophyta, Marchantiopsida, Marchantiales, Marchantiaceae. The record is from the annotation of a GenBank genome assembly.
AUGACAUGGGGGACCCGCCGUCCGCGGGAGGAGGAGGAGGUGGGGGUCUGGGAGGCAAGGGCCAUGGCCUAUGGUCCCAUGGAUAUGCAUGCUGUCGGAAAGAGGAGAGGGCUCGCCUUUCUUUUUCUGGGAGGCAGCGUUCUGUCGUCACAACAUCGCUCCCUAAUCUCCGUCCGUCGCUUGCGGAGCUGCCCGGGCCCGCCCGCCCGCCCGCCCGACCGGAGCGACUCCAUUGCCCUCCUUGCGACGCUCCGUCGGUCGCACCUGCGGAGCUCUCUUUACACUUUUGGGGGAGCUGCGCCUCGCAGCGCAGAGCAGAGCGAAGCGACGGCAGCAGAUUCUGAGCUUUCGGUUGCGGUCUGCUGGAGCUCGUGCUGGCAAAGCAAAGCAAGGCGGGGCGCGAGUUCGCAGCAAUGCGGGUCGGAGAUGGAGAGUAGGCUUUUUGUCUGGAUGCCUAUUUGUUCGGUGACACGAAAUGAUCGGAGAGUAAGUGAGAGUGGUAAUGUAGGCGGGCGCCGUGGUGUGAUGAUCAGACCAGUAUUUGGACAUUGCGCUGCGCUGCGUCCGAGAGCUGCGAGAGAUGGGGCCCGGCGCAUUUAUGCCGUGCGAAAUGCUCGAGCGGUGAGAUGA